Messenger RNA from Ictalurus furcatus (blue catfish), 1762 nucleotides. RefSeq names its product macrophage receptor with collagenous structure (gene marco). Gene Ontology annotation, cellular component: membrane. The record is from RefSeq and is a predicted model, not a curated record. The transcript has 17 exons. Lineage: Eukaryota; Metazoa; Chordata; Actinopteri; Siluriformes; Ictaluridae. Bases 45 to 1496 code for a protein of 483 amino acids.
UUUGAAGCCUCUGCUAUAUUACUCUUUUUGUUGUGGUGAAGAAGAUGGAGACAGCACUAAAUGGAAAUCAGGACAAAGACACAAUAUAUUGUAAAGAAAACCCUCUCUAUGAUGCAGACAUGAAUUUAUCCAACUCAAACCGCUAUGAUUUCCAGUCAGCUGAUGUAAAGCCUAGUAAGUCAUCAGGAAGGGCAUACAGUGUUCCAGUGAUUGUUAUAUUUCUUCUUCUACUAGGACUGAAUGUCUUCCUGACUUACAAAGUCUUCACUCUGGAGGCAUGGGUUCACUCUGAACUGACAAGGAAACAAAAUGCAGAUCAGCAUGAAUCCUCCACCAUUUUAACACAACAGAGCUCUCCUUUAGAUCAGCAUUGCCUGUCCAGCCUGUGUGGGGAUGAGAGAGGUCUGGAGUCUCUGAUGUCACAAGUGUACCUCCUCAAUUCCAGUGCUCUCCAGCUCCAGAAUCGAGUGGACAACAUCAGACAGGAGAAAGCACUUCCUGGACCUCCAGGACCUCCUGGACCACCAGGAGCUAUGGGGAUGCAAGGUUUGGGGGGUCCACCUGGUGCUAAAGGUUUAGAUGGACUCCCAGGAACACCAGGACUUAAAGGAGACCCUGGAUCACCAGGUAAAGCAGGCGAGCCUGGAGCCAUGGGUCAAAAGGGAGAGAAAGGAGAAACAGGCAUUAAAGGACAAGUAGGCCCACCUGGGCUCUCAGGACCCCCUGGUGUCUCUGGUAUUAAGGGUCAAAAAGGACUUAAUGGACUAUCAGGUCUUCCAGGUGCAAAAGGUCAGCCAGGAGAACCAGGUAGUGCUGGGCCCCCAGGGAACAGCGGACCAACAGGACCUAAAGGAAUACAAGGCUUACAAGGACCAAAGGGUGCUCCAGGGCCAAGUGGAUCUCCUGGACCAAGGGGCCCAAAUGGGCUGCAAGGGCCUGCUGGAGCGAAAGGUUCAGCUGGAGAGAAGGGAGACAAGGGAGGAAGCAUUGUAGGUCCUCCUGGUGUUCCAGGGGCAAAGGGAGAAAGAGGAUUGGCUGGUUUAUCUGGAACUAAAGGGGCGCAAGGCAGUAAAGGAGACACUGGCUCUCCUGGUUUACAGGGACCAAAGGGUGAUGCAGGUCCUAUGGGCCAAAAGGGGCAAAAGGGAGAUCAAGGACUUACAGGUCCUAAAGGAAAUAAGGGAGAACGGCAAGCUAAUACAAUGGUGCGCUUGAUUGGCUCUUCUACAUCAGGCAGAGUAGAGGUACUGUAUAACUCAGAGUGGGGCACGGUGUGUGAUGACAGCUUUGACACAGUGGACGGCACAGUAUUGUGUAAAAUGCUGGGUUUCCAGAGAGCUACACGUGUUUUCACAGCGCCACAAGGAACAGGUCGGAUCUGGCUGGAUGACUUGCAGUGUACAGGAACAGAGGCCAGCAUAUUUGAUUGUAAACAUCGAGGCAUUGGAGUGAAUGACUGCCAACACAGUGAGGAUGUUGGAAUAACCUGUUCCUGAAUGGCCAAAACAACCAACCCACCCGCCCCCACCCACCCAGCCAACACAUACACACACACACACACACACACACACACACACACACACAUGCAAAUUGGACUGAUUGUAUGCAAUGUUUUUUUUUAUAUAUACUCACAGUUGUAAUGCAGUAAUGCACGUUGAAGAUUUAAAGAUAACAUGGUGACAGUCACUGACUUUCUCCAUCUUUCUCUACUCCUCUAACAUUUCAAUCUUAUUUGGAGGUACCCUAUAAACCAUUAAAUAGA